This is a messenger RNA of Blepharisma stoltei, 213 nucleotides long. NCBI's taxonomy places the organism in Eukaryota, Ciliophora, Heterotrichea, Heterotrichida, Blepharismidae. The record is from the annotation of a GenBank genome assembly.
AUGACUCAUAAGGGAUUUAUCUGAAUUAAUUUUGUAAAAAAUAUUAUAAAGCAAUUAAAAAUCUCAGGGAAAGUCGAAAGACCAUAUACAGGAUUAAGCUUUACCCAGGCUGCUUUAGGCUUAGCAGUUAUAAAAGUGCAGCCUGGUAGCCCAACUGAAAAAGUAGGAAUCAGAAUAGCAAUAUUAUGAUGGUGGCUGAUGGAAAAGAACUAA